Bipolaris maydis ATCC 48331 is the source of this 776-nucleotide messenger RNA. RefSeq lists its product as uncharacterized. Lineage: Eukaryota; Fungi; Ascomycota; Dothideomycetes; Pleosporales; Pleosporaceae. The record is from RefSeq and is a predicted model, not a curated record.
CGCCACCAUGUCGCUAUCGUCGUUCAAAAACCCGCCGACCUACCAUUUGCUGAGCUAUGGCACUCUUCUCGGCUCCACGCUCUACCAAUCCUUCGCCGCUGGCGUCAUCGCCUACAGAAUCCUGCCCCGCUCCCAGUUCGCCCAGCUGCAAAAACACACCUUUCCCGUCUACUUUUCCCUGCAGACUGCCCUCCCCGUCGCAAUGCUGUUGACCUACCCCCGCGGCGGCGUUACUUCUCUUCUGCCCUCGUUCCUCCAGCCUGCCUCGGCCGCCAAUCCCCCUCCGUCCUUUUCCUUCUUCGCGCCCGCCACUCCCGCCGCAUCCACGAACAAGCUCGCUGCCUGGCUGCACGCCACUAUGUUUGUGACUGCGCUGGCCAACUUGGUGUACAUUGGACCCAAGACGACUGAGAUUAUGGGCAUCAGGAAGCACCAGGAGACGCGGGACGGCAAGAAGAGCUAUGAUAAUGGGCCCCAUAGCAAGGAGAUGCAGGCGCUCAACAAGCAGUUUGCUAUUCUGCACGGUAUCAGCACCGUUGUCAACCUGAUUGGACUUGGCGCCAUGAUCUGGUACGGUGCUGUUCUUGCGGAUGGACUGAGCCUGUAAGAUGUUGAAUACUGUUAUGUCUAUGUGAUAAGGUGCGAUGUGGAGGCGUUUUUGACUCGCAAUGCAUACGUGGAGCAUGUAGAGAGAAGAGACGAAGAGACGAUUAAGGAUUAUGAUUGGAAGAAGGCUGUUGUGAAUCCGCCAUUAACGAAUAUAUAUACGUAUACAU